AUGGACGCGACGACAGUCACGACGGUGGUUGUGGCCGCUGCCGUGGCUUUGGUGGUGGCUGCCCUGCUCGGCCGACGGCGGUCAAAGCCCGGCGCAGCCAUCCCUUUGCCUCGCUCGCGCCCCUCCAAAGUCGAGACGCAGAAGACAGGCCAAGCCUACCUGGUCAUCGGCGGCCACGGGUUCCUAGGUUCGCACAUUGUGGAGGCUUUGCUGGCGCGAGGUGAGGAAGACGUACAUAUCUUUGAUGCGGUGGAUUCACACCUGUUCAAGGACGAGCCCAACGUGUCGUUCAUCCGAGGUGACAUCCUCAACGAAGCUCAUCUGUACAAUGCGUGUUGCGACCGAGACGUCGUCUUCCACACCGCAGCGAUGCUCAACUACUGGUCGAGAUUGCAACACGAUUUUGAGCUCGUGAACAAGGUCAACUACGUCGGCACCAAGAACAUCAUCGAGGCGUGCCACAAGACCGGAGUUAAAAAGCUGCUCUUCCCCUCUUCCGCCUCCAUCUUCGUGACUUCCGACACUUUGAGAAAGCCCAUCCGUGGGCUGGGCGAGGACAAGGCAGUCUACCCCAAGGACCCGCUGUGCCACUACACCCACACCAAGAUGAUCGCCGAGAAGGCCGUGCUGGCGGCCAACGACGGCCCCAAUGGGCUUCUCACCGGCGUCAUCCGUCCCAACGCCAUCUACGGCCCUCGCGACUUCUUCUCCAAGCUGAUAGGAACGGGCUAUCCGGGCGUGGGCACGCUGAACAACAAGCAGGACUACGCCUAUGUGGAGAAUGUCGUCCAUGGCUUCCUCAAGCUCGAAGAGAAGCUCGCUCCUGGCUCGCCCGCUGCUGGCCAGGCCUAUUUUAUCUCCGAUGACGCGCCGGUGGAGUACUUCAAGUUCGCUAGUCAGUUCGGACGCAAGUUUGGGCACACCUUCCGUAUCAUCCCUCACUACGUCGCCACCGUCCUCGCCCACAUCGUUGAGUUCCUGGCUCGCCUUACCGAUGGACGACUGCCGCUGGGUCAGCUGACGGUGUUGACGCCCCCGACGCUGGUGGUGUCACGCGCCGAAUACUACUUCUCGGUGGAGAAGGCCAAGCGCGACCUCGGCUGGCGUCCCCUGUUCACCCCCGACGAGGGCAUCGACCUCUCUGUGCGCUACUACACCGCUGCCGCCGCCCCUUCGCCCUCCGACAAGAAGAACGACUGA
Molecule: messenger RNA, 1200 nt
Organism: Acanthamoeba castellanii str. Neff
Lineage: Eukaryota; Discosea; Longamoebia; Acanthamoebidae
Product: NAD dependent epimerase/dehydratase superfamily protein
Exons: 9
Coding region: 1-1200 (399 amino acids)
Biological process (GO): steroid biosynthetic process
Molecular function (GO): 3-beta-hydroxy-Delta5-steroid dehydrogenase (NAD+) activity
Source: RefSeq, a predicted model, not a curated record